Lichtheimia ornata is the source of this 1728-nucleotide messenger RNA. RefSeq lists its product as uncharacterized. The coding region runs from base 1 to 1728 and encodes 575 amino acids. The record is from RefSeq and is a predicted model, not a curated record. The transcript is spliced from 2 exons. NCBI's taxonomy places the organism in Eukaryota, Fungi, Mucoromycota, Mucoromycetes, Mucorales, Lichtheimiaceae. Gene Ontology annotation, biological process: carbohydrate metabolic process. Gene Ontology annotation, molecular function: kinase activity; phosphotransferase activity, alcohol group as acceptor.
AUGUCACCCAAGGCAUACUAUCUCGGUAUUGAUGUUGGCACAGGCUCUGCGCGUGCAGUAGUGAUUGAUUCUGAAGGAGCGUUCCUUGCACAAGACGUUGAACCCAUCAAGCUAUACAAUCCACGUCAUGACAUUUAUGAACAAUCGACCACUGAUAUUUGGCGUGCUAUCUGCAAAUCAUCGAGAGAGGCUGUUGCAAGUGCAAAGGUUGAGCCAUCCGAUAUCAAAGGUGUAGGCUUUGACGCUACGUGUUCGCUUGUGGUAUUGGAUAAAGAAGGGAACCCUGCAUCCGUGGAUGAAGAUUCCAAUUUUGAAAACAAUGAUUUGAACCUGAUCUUGUGGGCGGAUCAUCGUGCAGUGGAUCAAGCAGCACGUAUCAAUGCAACUCAACAUAAGGUGCUCAACUACGUGGGACGUACCAUCAGCCCUGAAAUGGAGAUCCCAAAGUCACUAUGGCUCAAGGAAAACUUACCCAAGGAAAAGUGGGAUAAUAUUGGCCACCUUAUGGAUUUACCCGAUUUUUUGACCUUCCGUGCUACUGGUUCACGUGCAAGAUCAACCUGUUCAUUGACAUGCAAGUGCAGCUAUCUACCACGCGGUGUUGGUAAUGGAUGGGAUGAAAGCUAUUUCGAAGCCAUUGGUCUUGGUGAGCUGAAGGAUGAAAAAUGGGAACGCUUGGGUGGCAUUGAAGGUGAAAAUGGCCAAGUGUUGACAGCGGGCGAUCCUGUUGGUGAUGGUCUUACGCCACAAGCGGCUGAAGAAUUGGGUCUUUUGCCUGGUACACCUGUUGGCUCCGCUGUAAUUGACGCGUAUGCAGGUGCUAUUGCAACCACAGGUGCAACAGCCAACGCUGAAGAACGCACACGUAUGCUUGAGUCACUUGAUAAGAGUUUGUUGGAGCAAGGUUCAAGCCGUGUUGCUAUUGCAUGUGGUACUUCAAGUUGUCAUAUUGCAAUGGCACCCAAGGAUAUCUAUGUGGAUGGCGUUUGGGGUCCCUAUCGGUCCGUGAUGGUACCAGACAUGUGGCAUGCAGAAGGCGGACAAUCAUCCACAGGCCAAUUAAUUGAUCACACCCUUAACACGCAUCCUGCCAUCAAUGAAGCUCGCAAGUUGGCUGAUGCUGAAGACAUGAAUGUGUACGCUUUCCUCAACCGACAUCUUGAACGCAUGCAAGAAGAGCGUGGAUUCAAACAUUUGGAAGAUUUGACCAAGCAAAUGCAUAUCUACCCCGAUUACCAUGGCAACCGUUCACCCUUGGCAGACCCCACUUUGCGUGGUAUGAUUAUUGGCGUCUCGCUUGAUCAUAGUAUCAAUGAUCUUGCCACACGCUAUUUGGCAACCCUUCAAGCCAUUUCUUGUCAGACACGCCAUAUUAUUGAAUCCCUCAAUGCACAAGGUUACAAGAUCAAUACGCUUUGCUUGUCAGGUGGUCUUUGCAAGAACCCCAUCUUUGUAAAGUUGCAUGCUGAUAUUACACGUUGUCGUGUUAUUCUACCCGAUCGUAUUGAUGCUGCCGUUGUUAUUGGUGCUGCUUUCUUGGGAGCACGUGCUGCUGAGCCAUCCACUAGUUUGUGGGAAAUUAUGGUGCGUCUUGGUCGUGCAGGACAAGUGGUCGAACCCACCUCAGAUACUGAACUUGAAGAAAUCAAUGAACGUCGUUAUCGCAUCUUCCAUGAAAUGCUCAAGGACCAGAAAAAGUAUCGUGCCAUCAUGGAAGGCUCUUGUUAG